Messenger RNA from Sphenostylis stenocarpa, 1833 nucleotides. The record is from the annotation of a GenBank genome assembly. NCBI's taxonomy places the organism in Eukaryota, Viridiplantae, Streptophyta, Magnoliopsida, Fabales, Fabaceae.
AUGCUUGCAGCGUUCGAAAAUGUAGCAGUUGGCGGCAACGGUGGCAAGUGUUACCACACAGCGGAAUCUCUAGUGUUCCUGGCGAAGCAAUGUUCGUCGACCAAGACGCUCCAGCAGCUUCACACCCAAAUGGUGGUGAACUCCAUUCACAACCACCACAACCACCUUCUCUCCAGAGCCAUACACCUCAAAAACUUCCCCUACGCUUCUAUUCUCUUUUCCCACAUCGCUCCCCACCCCAACGACUACGCCUUCAACAUAAUGAUCCGCGCCCUCACCACUACCUGGCACGACUACCCUCUCGCCCUCAACCUCUUCUACCGCAUGAAGUCCCUCUCCCUCAUCCCCAACAAAUUCACCUUCCCCUUUUUCUUCCUUUCCUGCGCCAACCUCGCUGAAAUUUCCCACGCCCGCGUUGCCCAUUCACUUCUUUUCAAAAUUGGCCUUCACUCCGACCCCCACACCGCUCACUCCCUCAUCACCACAUACUCGCGGUGUGGCCACCCCGCGUGUGCGCGAAAGGUGUUUGAUGAAAUUCCCCACCGGGACUUGGUGUCCUGGAACUCUAUGAUUGCUGGUUAUGCCAAGGCGGGCUGUGCCAGGGAGGCUGUGGAGGUAUUUGGGGAGAUGGGGAGGCGGGACGGGUUUGAGCCGGAUGAGAUGAGUCUGGUGAGUGUGCUUGGGGCUUGUGGGGAGCUGGGGGAUUUGAAGUUGGGAAGGUGGGUAGAGGGGUUUGUUGUGGAACAUGGCUUGGCUCUUAACUCGUUUGUAGGUUCUGCUUUGAUUAGUAUGUAUGCUAAGUGUGGGGAUUUGGGGUCUGCUAGAAAGAUCUUUGAUAGCAUGGCUGCAAGAGAUGUUAUCACGUGGAAUGCUGUUAUAUCAGGAUAUGCUCAGAAUGGGAUGGCGGACGAAGCGAUCUCUUUAUUCCAUGCUAUGAAGGAGGACAGUGUUAAGGCAAAUAAAAUUACCCUGACUGCAGUGCUCUCUGCAUGUGCCACCAUCGGCGCUCUUGAUCUGGGGAAACAGAUUGAUGAAUAUGCAUCACAAAGAGGAUUUCAUCAUGAUAUUUUUGUUGCUACUGCGUUAAUUGAUAUGUAUGCUAAAUGUGGGAGUUUAGAAAGUGCACAGAGAGUUUUCAAAGAAAUGCCUCAAAAAAAUGAAGCUUCUUGGAAUGCAAUGAUCUCUGCACUUGCUUCUCAUGGAAAAGCCAAGGAGGCACUAUUACUAUUUCAGCGCAUGUCAGAUGAAGGUGGAGGUGCCCGUCCUAAUGAUAUAACAUUUGUAGGGUUGCUUUCUGCUUGUGUGCAUGCAGGCCUGGUAGCUGAGGGCUAUAGAUUGUUUGAUAUGAUGAGCACAUUGUUCAGAUUGGUACCAAAAAUUGAGCAUUACUCUUGUAUGGUCGAUCUUUUGGCACGUGCAGGUCAUUUAUAUGAAGCAUGGGAUCUAAUUGAGAAAAUGCCCGAAAAACCAGACAAGGUUACAUUAGGUGCUUUGCUUGGUGCCUGUCGAAGGAAUAAAAAUGUAGAUAUAGGGGAACGGGUUAUGCAGAUGAUUCUGGAGGUGGAUCCUUCAAAUUCAGGGAACUAUAUUAUCUCAUCAAAAAUAUAUGCAAAUCUAAACAUGUGGGAAGAUUCUGCAAGGAUGAGAUUGUUGAUGAGACAGAAGGGUAUUGCUAAAACUCCUGGUUGUAGCUGGAUUGAAAUUGAUAAUCACUUGCAUGAAUUUCAUGCUGGUGAUGGCUUAUGCCUUGACUCUAUAGAUACAAGUAACAUAAUGUAUUUGCUCUAUGAGGAGCUGAAACGGGAAGGGUAUGUCCCAAAAGUUGUUGAGUAG